AUGUACAACUUGAAGGAUGAAAUAAUUCCUGAAACAAAGAUCCCACUUACCUUCAAAUGGUCAGGACGCGAAUAUAAGGUAGAUCUCCUUGGAUCAGAUAGAGUGUACGACCUCAAGACUUCGCUGAUGAGCUUGACAAAGGUUCCGCCAGAGAGGCAGAAAAUUCUAGGUCUAGUGAAAGGAAAACUACCCCCAGAUCAAGAGAAAAUUGCAGAUCUACGAAUCACAGGGAAAUCAUUCACACUUGUAGGAACCCCUGAAGGCGACGAGAUCAAAGACCCUUCAAAGUUGGAAUUCCUUCCUGAUGUUGUCAAUGACCUUGAUGUAGACUUCACUGACAACCCUGCUGCCGCUGCGGUAUAUAAAAAUGACCAGCGAAACAUUCGCAAAGUCAAAGAGGCAACCGAGAAACUUCAUAUUAACAUCAUUCAUCCUCUGCGAGAUGGAAAGCGUUUACUCGUGCUGGACAUUGAUUACACUAUUUUGGAUACCAAACCACUAACGUCUGGCUCAUUGCCACCUGCGGAAUGUGCGAGGCCUGGCCUCCAUGAAUUUCUAGAGGCCAUAUACCCUUACUACGACAUCUGUAUCUGGUCUCAAACUAGCUGGAUAUGGCUUGAGGCGAAGCUCGUAGAACUUGGCAUGGUUGGAUCUACUAGGAAUUAUCAGGUUUUAUUUUUACGGCUGACAUCAACUCCAGAUUUCAUUUGGUACGACUUCCUCGACAAAACUUGCAUGUUCACUGUCUUUACAGAACGAAAUGGUCAACCAUAUGCACACCAUGUCAAGGCACUGCAAAUUAUCUGGAAUCACUUUUCCCAGUUUUCAGCGAAGAACACUAUUCACGUGGAUGACCUGAGCCGGAAUUUUGCAUUGAAUCCCAACGAAGGACUAAAAAUCCAUGCCUUCAAGAAUGCUCACACAGAGCAGGCUCAAGCUGACCGGGAGCUUCAUAAAUUAGCCCGGUAUAUGGUACAUAUUGCCGCUAUAGAAGAUUUCCGGACGUUGCGUCAUAAGGCAUUCAACAUUUUCAAAGACCUGGAAGCAUGA
This is a messenger RNA of Suillus subaureus, 1050 nucleotides long. Its product is annotated as HAD subfamily IIID h. Lineage: Eukaryota; Fungi; Basidiomycota; Agaricomycetes; Boletales; Suillaceae. Gene Ontology annotation, molecular function: phosphoprotein phosphatase activity; protein binding. Gene Ontology annotation, cellular component: nucleus. The record is from RefSeq and is a predicted model, not a curated record. The coding region runs from base 1 to 1050 and encodes 349 amino acids. The transcript is spliced from 11 exons.